AUGGGAGGGGGCAAGUGGAUGGGCCUCUCGCGCCAUGAGUGGCCGCACUUCACGGAACCCUGGUCCACCACCGGAUGGAUGUGGCCGGACCCGAAGGGCUGGCGGCGCAACACGGCGAUUGCAGGUCUCGGCAUCGCGACCGUCACUUACAUGCUGUUCCGCUGGUCCGUGGAGAACGAGGUCCGCACCGUCAACCCACGCGAGAAGCGGGAGAACGGCUGGAUCCCCUCGCAGCUCUGGUACACUCCGGGCAAGCAGAUUCUGACCAUGGAGGAGCGGGAGAAGGAGCCGUGGAGGAAACUGCCCUGGGAGGAGCUGCCUGAGAUCGAGGGAGUGACCAAGGACAUGUACAAAGAGAGCGGACGGCUGCGCUGGGAGAAGUGA
Messenger RNA from Pedinophyceae sp. YPF-701, 384 nucleotides. The record is from the annotation of a GenBank genome assembly. NCBI's taxonomy places the organism in Eukaryota, Viridiplantae, Chlorophyta, Pedinophyceae.